GUGGUGUCCCUGUCCCUCGCCCAGUUUUCUUUCUAAUUUAAUCCCCCCCCCCCCUUCUUCCCCUUCCCUUCCCCUCCCCAAGAAAAUAAUCAUUUUUAGGGGUUUUCUUCACCAUGACUUUCUCGUGGAAGAAACCCAAAUCAACCCUUUUCUCGCGGCUGGUCGCCGAUCUCCAUCGACCCCCCAAACGCGGCAGUACCCUCGUGGUGGAGACCGGCUUUCCCACCUCCCUCAUCGAUCUCAUCUUCAAGAACCGUGAUCGAUUGAGAAAAUCCCCUAAAAGAAACUCCACUUCCCAGAUCCAAACCCCUUUUACCCAGUCGUUCCCCGCCCCUCCCUGCGAUCAACAGGUACAAUCUCCUGGGGUAGAUGUUGGGAAAUUAGUGGUGGUUCAGAGUGAACGCGCGGGUAGUGGUAGGAUGGCGUUUAAAGUUAUUAUAGUGGCGGCUCUAGCUGUUAGUACCAAGCAACUUACGCUUUGGAUCAUGAUGGCCGCAUUCUUUAUAUUGCUAAUAGAGUUUGUUGGGGAUACUGUUUUUGGUUUCUCGCCGCCGGAAUCUUGCGCCGUUUUGUUGGGUUCUUGGAUCGGAAAAGGUUUGUUGGAUUUUAAGACGCGAACACAAUCAGCCCAACAAACACAUGUUCUCCCUGAUUCUAUUGAGUUGAUUGAGUUGGAAGAUGAUUGCGUCCAGGAGAUUCAGAUUGUUGAAUCGGAAUCCGAUUGCGCAGGUGAAACGGAAAUUGUAGUAGAUGGGAUGGAGACAAAGGAAAAGAUCGAACUUAGCCGGAGUGGAAGGAUUAAAAGGCAUCUGAUUAAGAAAUUGGUGCCAAAGAAGUUUAGACACGGAAAGAAGAAAAACGAGGAUCAAUUGGGAGCUAAUAUACAUAAAAUGGAGCUUGAAGAGGGAUCACAAGAAGAAGAGAUACAUAGGUUUGAUCAAGUUCUAUGGGAGGAAUCAGAAAUGGGACGAGUCAAAGAAGAAAAGGUGGAGAAAGGGUCAUCAGGGCAGCGAGUAAGUGGGAGUGUGAUAGUGAUUGUUCUUCUUGCAGGGGUGGUUCUAGGAGGGCGGGGGGCUGCAUUUUUUAUCACACUUGUAUGGUGCUUGAUGCUAACAUUUAUUGGGAGAUUCAGAUGUUGAAAUGAUAAAGAUCAGAUGAUAUUUUGGCAGCAUCUUCAACCUAAGAUGGGACGCAUCGUAGCUUUCAGUGACAAAACUUUGCGGAUAACGGCAAUCAGAUUACGAUAGCAGUCAUUAUUAUGGUCAUUACAGGUAUCGCGUGAAAUAACAGUUUCGAAUGGCCAAGUAACAACUGUAAUUCUGAUAAGGGCUACAUUCAUGUUUGAUUUCUGUGGAUGAGACUGCUGGCUGCCUGAAGCCUGUGGUAUAUAGAAUUAGAGAGGGAGUUGCAACGUUUUUUGGUUGUAAUUUGAAAUGUAAAUUUACAUGUACAAAUUCAGAAUCAAUGCACAAUAUUCGUUCAACUCUAACAUUGCAGUUCGCCAUAUGUUUCUUUUAUUUGAGAUGAUGUAUGUCAUGGAA
This is a messenger RNA of Hibiscus syriacus, 1541 nucleotides long. RefSeq lists its product as uncharacterized. The transcript has a single exon. Bases 114 to 1139 code for a protein of 341 amino acids. NCBI's taxonomy places the organism in Eukaryota, Viridiplantae, Streptophyta, Magnoliopsida, Malvales, Malvaceae. The record is from RefSeq and is a predicted model, not a curated record.